This is a messenger RNA of Prorocentrum cordatum, 536 nucleotides long. Lineage: Eukaryota; Dinophyceae; Prorocentrales; Prorocentraceae. The record is from the annotation of a GenBank genome assembly.
CGAGCGGCGGCGACGUUGCAGCGGACGGCGACCGCGAGAGCAGCGAGGAGGCCGACGACGUCGACAACGCCGACUUCGAGGAAUGCGAAGGGGAGUGCGAAGGCGGCGAGGAGGAGGAGGGCGGCGAACGCGACGAGGUGAUCAGUGAUUCACCUGCGUCGCCCAGCGGUAGCGAUGAUGAUCACGAUCGCUCAUCAGAGGGCGGCUCGAGUCGCGAGCCACCGACGCCACCCAUCAAGGCAAAGCAUCACCGCAAGCACGGCGCCAAGAUGGCCCCACUCGAGGACGAGCUGCGCAGCGAUGGCGACAUCGAACGCAGCAGCACCACGCGCAGAGAUAGGAAGCAUCGCAAGGACGGCGAUGCGAAGGCCGCGCGCACGGGCAAGGGCAGAAGCAUCAAGGACAAGCGCAAGGACAAGGGCACAGGCAGCAAGGCCGCGCGCCUUGAUAAGAGCAGCGCGGGCCGCGCCAAAGACACGCCCACCCGCAAGAGCAGCAAGGGCAAGGCCAAGGGCAACGCCGCUGAGAAGAAGAGA